AAGCGACCACGUCAAAAUACACAAAUAUUUCAAUUGCAAAAAUUAGUGUAAACCCAAAGAACACAUUUUUAUUUCAUUUAUUUGGUUAAAAUUCGCCGAGAAAAUCGUAGAUCCCAAUCCAUUAAUUUCUCUUCUCACACAUUUGAUGGCAAACUCACUGCGAUUGUACUUAACCUGCAUUCGGAACACUCUGGAGGCGGCCUUGUGCUUGCAGAAUUUCCCCUGUCAGGAAGUUGAAAGGCACAAUAAACCGGAAGUUGAACUCAAGACCAGUCCGGAGCUUCUUCUGAAUCCUGUUAUGAUCUGCAGAAAUGAGGCGGAGAAAUGCUUGAUAGAAACAUCUAUAAACUCGUUGCGAAUAAGCCUUAAGGUUAAGCAGGCAGAUGAACUUGAGAACAUUCUGACGAAGAAGUUCCUUCGAUUUUUGUCGAUGAGAGCGGAAGCAUUUCAAGUAUUGAGGAGAAAACCAGUGCAGGGAUAUGACAUUAGUUUUCUCAUUACCAAUUACCAUUGCGAGGAGAUGCAGAAGCAGAAGCUGAUCGAUUUUAUUGUUCAGUUCAUGGAGGACAUAGAUAAAGAGAUUAGCGAACUGAAAUUAUCGAUGAACACACGAGGGAGGCUUGUUGCUACAGAGUUCUUGAAGCAGUUCAUCUGAUAUGAAGCUUCCAUCUUUUAGAAUCCGGCAAAUGUGUCGGUCGGGCCCACGAAGAAUCGAUGCUAAGAGCACAUAAUUAUCAGAUAGUGAGCUAGUAGAGCCAUCUAAUGCUAUCUAGAUUCUUAUGUCACUUGUAAAAAUUGAAGAAAAAAAAAAUCAAGAAUUCGUUCAAACUCGGAUUAUGUCAUCAAAUUGAGUUAAAUCCUUGCAACAAGUUUACUAAGUAAAGCCAUUUUUUUCAUUUCAUAUUAUUGUAGAGAUUCAUAAUUUAUUGUUGGGGUAAAUAGCACUUAACCCCCUGUAGUUUGAGCUUUGUGCACAUAACUCCCUUGUACUUUCAAUACAAGCACACGACUCCACUGUAAUUUGAACUUUGUGCAUAUGAUGACCUCAUUGUACUUUUAAUAUAAGCACAAAAUUAUAUUUUUUUUAUA
This is a messenger RNA of Erythranthe guttata (spotted monkey flower), 1089 nucleotides long. RefSeq names its product binding protein (gene ARPC4). Gene Ontology annotation, biological process: actin filament polymerization; Arp2/3 complex-mediated actin nucleation. Gene Ontology annotation, cellular component: actin cytoskeleton; Arp2/3 protein complex. NCBI's taxonomy places the organism in Eukaryota, Viridiplantae, Streptophyta, Magnoliopsida, Lamiales, Phrymaceae. The record is from RefSeq and is a predicted model, not a curated record. Gene Ontology annotation, molecular function: actin filament binding.